Molecule: messenger RNA, 330 nt
Organism: Dissoconium aciculare CBS 342.82
Lineage: Eukaryota; Fungi; Ascomycota; Dothideomycetes; Mycosphaerellales; Dissoconiaceae
Exons: 2
Coding region: 1-330 (109 amino acids)
Source: RefSeq, a predicted model, not a curated record
AUGACCUCCGGAUCUUCAGCUCAAGAUUUGGUUUCGCCAGUUGGCACCACAAGGCCGGCAUUCGUCAUAUCCAGCGCUGCAAUCAAUGCCAUACCAGUGGAGCUCGACAGCACCCCAGCUUCCGUUGACCAAGUUCGUGCUGCGCGCAGAGGCUCAAAAGCCAUGGCCUUGGACGCCAUAGAAGCUGAUAAGAUUGCGAAAUCGACCGAGGUUGAGAACCGUGAGCGACUCAUCUCGGAACGAAAGGACAAUCCUGCUGUGCUCGUCGAUAUUCCACAAACACCGCGUCCUGAAGAACUCGAGCAAUCUGGAGCGCUUGCAGAUAAUUAG